CAUCUCUCUCUCUCUCUCUCUCUCUCUCUCUCUCUACAGUGUGUUAUUAUCAUCCGAAUCCAUCAACCUCACUACCUUCAUCUCGCAUAUCCAAUAAUGGAGGAUCUUCCCCAAGGUUAUCGUCCCAACGUUGGAGUCUGUCUCAUCAACUCCCAUAAUCAGAUAUUCGUAGCUUCAAGAUUGAAUGUUCCAGGAGCAUGGCAAAUGCCUCAGGGGGGAAUUGAAGACGGUGAAGAGCCCAAAUUGGCUGCCAUUAGGGAGCUUCGAGAAGAAACUGGAAUAGCUUCUGCUGAGAUAAUUGCUGAGGUUCCGAAAUGGUUGACUUAUGAUUUCCCUCCUCCUGUGAAGACUAAAGUCAACCGUCUCUGGGGUGGUGAAUGGCAUGGACAGGCACAAAAAUGGUGCGUACUUGUGUGUUGGUUUCUCAUGCAACUAAGAGAUGAUGAAAUUGAAGUCAACUUAGCUACCGGGGAAGCAGACCCGGAAUUUGCAGAGUGGAAAUGGGCAAGCCCUGAAGAAGUGGUCGAGGAGGCUAUAGACUACAAGAGACCAACCUAUGAAGAAGUUAUGAGAACCUUCAAGCCUUACUUCCAAGGGAGUGCAAUAUCUGCCAAGUGCAAAUCGGCAAAAUGGUGAACGUUAUGGAUUCAAAAUGUAGUUCAAUCCAUUUUCUUCACUAAUUUUUACUUACUACUGAGUUUGGAAUACCACUGCCAUUAUUUGUAAAUGAGGUAGAAACUGCUCAUUAGGUGCUAUCACUACUUGUAAUAAUAAAGAUAAAUAGAUGUAUAAGGUGUAUGUGGCUAUGUGCAAAAAGUUUACCUAGUUUUCUUUACUGAGAAGUUGAUUGUGGUUUGUGGAUGUGGUGUAUAUAAAUGUCAACCAAGUGGGAGGGGAAGCAUAUACGGUGCUGCAGAAUAGAUGAACAUGAAUGUUAGAGCGUUUUUUGGGAGCCGUUAUUUUGUAAGACUGAUUGCAGCUAUUUGCUACUGAAAGAGAGAUCAUAGUCCUGCUAGAUAAGGCCAAAAUUGGGAGCCAGAUGAAAUUAAAGAAACUAGGAAAUUCUGUUGUGCCAUGAAAGGCUCUCGGUUCUUGAGAUUUGGUUUGGAAUUUAUAAAAUGGUAUUUUCAAAGUUUGUUA
Molecule: messenger RNA, 1140 nt
Organism: Arachis duranensis
Lineage: Eukaryota; Viridiplantae; Streptophyta; Magnoliopsida; Fabales; Fabaceae
Product: nudix hydrolase 25
Exons: 6
Coding region: 97-636 (179 amino acids)
Biological process (GO): nucleoside phosphate metabolic process; ribose phosphate metabolic process
Cellular component (GO): chloroplast
Molecular function (GO): guanosine-3',5'-bis(diphosphate) 3'-diphosphatase activity; bis(5'-adenosyl)-pentaphosphatase activity
Source: RefSeq, a predicted model, not a curated record